CACACUCCCGGUGACGUCACCAGUCUCUCUGCCGCCGCACGCGCAGCUCCGUUACACAUCAGACCGGAUUUUAGGAGGAAAUCUAACAAAAUGGGAAACUUUCAGCCAACGAUUUUUCCUUACGAGGAGUUCGAUGUUGUGGCUGACAUCAAGGCCAUCCGCAAAGCCUGCAAAGGUUUAGGCACUGAUGAGAAGGCCAUCAUUGAGAUCCUGGCUAAUCGCAGUGCUGCUCAGCGAAUGGAGAUAAAGCAGGCUUACUUUGAGAAAUACGAUGACGAGCUAGUGGACGUCCUGAAGAGCGAGUUGUCUGGGAAUUUUGAGAAGGCCAUCAUUGCCAUGCUGGACCCACCACACGUGUUUGCUGUGAAGGAGCUGCGCAGGGCGAUGAAAGGAGCAGGCACCGAUGAGGACGUCCUGGUGGAGAUCCUCUGCACUGCCACUAACGCUGAUAUUGCCGUUUACAGAGAUACCUAUUUUCAAGUGCAUGAGCGGGAUCUGGAAUCGGAUAUCGCAGGAGACACCAGUGGAGAUGUCCAGAGGCUGCUAACUCUGCUCCUAGAGGGAAAUCGAGAUGAGAGCUAUGAAGUGGACGAGGUUCUGGCUGAACAAGACGCCGUGUCACUGUUUGAGGCUGGAGAGGGUUGCUUCGGCACAGACGAGUCGACGUUCAGCUACAUCCUGGCCGCCAGGAACUACCUGCAGCUUCAGGUCACGUUCAAAGCCUACGAAGCCAUUUCUGGAACGGAGAUUCUGGAUGCCAUCGAGAAAGAAACUUCAGGAACCCUGAGGAAGUGUUACAUCGCACUGGUGAGAUGUGCUAAGAAUCCGCAGCUGUACUUUGCUCGGCGUCUGAACGCAGCCAUGAAGGGAGCAGGCACUGAUGAGGACACCCUCAUUCGCAUCAUCGUCGGCCGCUCCGAGAUCGACCUGGAGACGAUUAAGGACAUGUACCUGGAGAAAUACGACGUGCCUCUGAAGGAAGCCAUCAGCUCCGAGUGCAGUGGAGACUUUAAGCGCCUCCUGGUGGCCAUCUGCCAUUAAUGCAUGGAAAGAAAAGCAGCCUACGCUCACGUUAAUAAGGAAACUAACACAGCUGACCGUGGACUCCUAGUGCACACAACACAACAUGUCCUAGUCCAGUUCAACACUCUCCGUAGUUCUCAUGUGGUAUGUAGUGCAAAUCCGGUGCAAGUCGUUUUCAGCCACUCAGAGAGGCUGUGAACAAACAGGUGUGUGAAGCGUGUACAGCACACACACUCGAUGUUAAAAAUAAAUUAAAAACAGUGCAAGGUCAAAGGUUAUCCAGCACAACCAUGUGGAACGUUAAUUAAAUAUCCAAAUCCAAGGAAUGCUAAAUUAUGGUAUGUUAUGCUAUAAUCUUCGUAUACGAUGCCAGUAUCUCAUUUUUUUUGCCAUUUCAUGAUAAUUGUGAAGAAUGUGAAGCACCGCUAUCUCGCCGCUAAACUAAACGUUAACACUCUUUAUCGAAUGUUAGAAAAAAUCCGCUAUGCAGUUUUAAGUCGCCGAAUGACGAGGAAUCAUAAAGGACAACAGUAAAGUAAAAAUCAGUUUAUUUACAAUCAGACACUUUAUAAGAUCAACAUCAGCUUUGUGAAGUAAGAAAGUCGGGAUGUGACGUAGCUCUAACUUUUCUCAUUCAUCGUGGUCAGUCUUCUUUCUUUCGUUGUAUACUAACACAAAUAUAAUAUAUUUUUAUCCUAUUAAACUUAUGUUAUAUUUUACAUCAUGAAUUAUAUUUAGAAUUUACGUCACAACUAAUAGCUUUAAUGGCAAACACGGUCUUAUCGCCGUUGUCGGAAAGAGUCUUUUAAAAAUCCUGUUACAUUCUUGAUAAAACAAAAUAAAAUUAAAAAGGCAGCUGGUUUUUAACAACUAGAUUUUAAUCAGUUAACUGACUUAAUGUGACAAAGCAUGCUGUCAGAGAGCUAAUGUGUUGUAACUAUUUAACAGAACAGCAUCACUCCGAGGGACCAGACACGAUCUUAUGGAAAGGUUUGAAUAAAAGACCAAAAAUUGCCUGAUAUUAAAAAAAACUAUUGUUUAAAUAUCACAAUAAAAAUAUUAAUAAAAAUAA
This is a messenger RNA of Tachysurus vachellii, 2095 nucleotides long. It is a transcript of the gene anxa13, whose product is annotated as annexin A13. Gene Ontology annotation, molecular function: calcium-dependent phospholipid binding; calcium ion binding. The transcript is spliced from 11 exons. Gene Ontology annotation, cellular component: cytoplasm. Bases 91 to 1041 code for a protein of 316 amino acids. The record is from RefSeq and is a predicted model, not a curated record. NCBI's taxonomy places the organism in Eukaryota, Metazoa, Chordata, Actinopteri, Siluriformes, Bagridae.